AAAAAGAGGAACCCAGCCAUGCCUUGGAAAAUUGGUGAGAAAGCUUGGUUUUCUCCUUCUUUUCUUGCUCUAGAACACACCUAGAACCCAGAAAUUUCCCCCACCCCUCUGCAGAAUCCGGAUCUGCUCUGCUUUGCUCUGUCCUUCUGCCGGCUGCUCCUGCUUUGUGGGGGUGAUUUGCUCCGGUUUUGGACACGUGAGCUUCCCCCUACACUGCCGCCGGCUUCUCCCCCUUGCUAGGCCCGGUUCUGUAGUUGCUAAAUUCUGGUAUGAGGGCCACUUCUUUAAGCUCACAUUUGUCCAUUUAUUUGCUGCCUUAAAAUUUGUUAAUUGACUACUAUGUGAUUUUUGGAGAAAAUCUCGUGAAAUUAGCUAGUGGUUUGGCCAAUUUUUGGAAGUGGGAGUUACUGUUCACGUCACUGUUCACGGAUUACUGUUCACGUCACUGUUCACGGGUUACUGUUCACACACCGAGGGCCAACAAUUAACGGGGAUUUAAAUGAUUAGUUUGUGAUAUGAUAAUGAUUUUGGAGAUAUUGGAUCAUGUGGAGAUUUACGGAAAUAGCAUUGUGAUUAGGAAUGAUCCUAAUGAUGAGUUUACCUUGAAUUUGUGAUAGUGGUAUGAAGUCUUGAAAUAUUUUGAUUAGGUUUCCGAUCGUUCUGUUAGUUAGCACUGAAAUUGAGUGCUCGGUUUUAUGCGAGUGAGGUAAGUAAAUUUAUGGUAAUGCUCGUACUGUUUUAAAAGCAUGUUUUGAUUUGUUUUUGAAGUGGUGACGGGACUAAACCCGUUUUAUACAAAAAUGAGCAUGAUUGAUUUGAAGUGAGAUUUUGAUGCUUUUCAUUAAAUUGAGCAUGCCUACUUGGAAUUUAAUUGAUUGUCCUGAUGAUCUGAAAGUGAUUGGUGAAUUAUGUUUUUCUGUUAACUUCAGCAUGUUUUGUCUCCGAUGUGGUCAUGUUUCCGUAAUCCUGCUAGUGGGAGUUGAAACGCUAGCACAUGUCGGCACAUGUCGAUAUGUUAGUGAUAGAACUGGAAGUGAAACCGAAGACGGGGAAACCACAGGAAGUGACGAGUUAGAAAGCUAGCCAUUUCGAGAUUUGAUAUAGAUUUUAGAAAUAAAUCGUGAUCUUGUAAACUAGACUUUAUUGGAGAUUAAUGAUAUUAGAGCAAAUUAUAAAAUUUGAUCUUCAGAUUUUGAUGGUAUUAGAUUGUGAAUUUGAUAAGUUCCGAGCCUUGUGCAUUUGUGGGACCCUCUCACGAGUACACGGCAUCUGUCGCGCCUCGAAUUCGAGUUUUGGGGCGUGAUAGUAGCUGCCAAUAAAUUAUCUGUAAAAAU
Rubroshorea leprosula is the source of this 1334-nucleotide messenger RNA. NCBI's taxonomy places the organism in Eukaryota, Viridiplantae, Streptophyta, Magnoliopsida, Malvales, Dipterocarpaceae. The record is from the annotation of a GenBank genome assembly.